Eruca vesicaria subsp. sativa (arugula) is the source of this 1593-nucleotide messenger RNA. The record is from the annotation of a GenBank genome assembly. Lineage: Eukaryota; Viridiplantae; Streptophyta; Magnoliopsida; Brassicales; Brassicaceae.
AUGGUUCUUGACGCCGGCGGCGUAGCUCGCCGGCGUCACCGCCACUCCUCUCCUCUCUCGGUUCUCGCUGUCUUCUGGUUACUUGUAAUGUCUUCUCCGUCAACGCCGCUACUCUGUUCUUGUGUCUCCUCCACCGUACAUCUUUCUGUUCACCACCGUCUCCUCCGCUGCGCCACACUUCAAGGUUGUGUCUUCGUCACUGCCUCCUCUGUUAAGCCAUUCGCCGCCACCUCCUCUUCUCACUCCACCAUCGCCUCCUCCUCCUCUGCUCAUCCCAUAGUCGUCGCCUCCUCUGCUCAUCCCAUAGUCGUCACCGUAUUUCAUAUUGAUGAGUGGAGAAACGCCGGAGCUGCUACGUUUGAGGGUGGACUCACCAGAUCUGGUCCUCGUCACCUCCUCGUUUCUGUUCGUAACCGGCCAGAUCUACCGACGUCUAUGUUAUCUCCGGAAUGUGUCAUUAUCGGACGAGAGACAAUCUCUCGGUCGCAUCAUCACGACCCUCUGACGUUUCCCUCCAUUUUCGACGGCUGCUUCUCUUCCUCCACUAUCGGAUUUAUUGUGCAAGAGUGUUGUUUCGCCAGAUUUGUUCAGUUUUACUUCAUCGAUGCGUCUCUAUCACACUACGCCGUCUCAAGCAUCGACGGUUCUUCACAAAACCGGUUUUGUUGUUUUCUCGGUCUCUUUGUCGCUGACCUUACUGUGCAAGAGGGUGAACUCGCCGGAUUGACAAGCUACAUCAUCGUUGCGAGUCCAUCACAAUAUGCCGUCUCAAGCAUCGACGGUCUUUCACAGUGUCAACUAAGCGACUUUCGAACCGGAGUGGUGUCCAACCAAUCCGAAGUUUUUUACCUCUUAUCCGAUGUUUGCUCUCACACUUUCUGUUUGGACGAGUGUGAUGACAGUAUGCUUAGGUUUCUGGUCACAAAUUACUCGACUCGAUACGGUAAUAUUGAGUUUCGAGGUUUGAACCUAUUUCAACCAUUAGCUAUGUCAUCAAACUUUCUCUUAAGCGCCUCUUUGGAGGCAAAGCUAGAGCUCGAGAUUCACCUAGUCUCUUCGGUAAGUCUUGUUGGGUUUAAAGCUGUUUAUGCUAAUUUCAGCGUUAUAUCAAGUCAGAUAGGACUUCGUUCUCUCAAUGUUGCCUACGGUUCUAGAGCUUCUCACCUAAGGUUCUCGACAGUCAACAUUUUAGCGGCUUCUUUUAGGUGUUUCAACGUCGUUUUCGACUAUCAAUUGUUCUUUCGAGCAAUCGCCAUGGGAACAAAAGUGAAGCUUCCUUUUGGGUUUCUUCAUUUCGCUGAGCAUGUCUCGCCCCGAGAUGGUUUUAUCUUCACUUAUUUCGUAAUGUUCUCUAGCUUUGUUCUACCGUCGAGUAUACCUCCGUUUGUUAUCUUCUCACCAUUGAGCACGGCUCCUCUUGUAGUUCGUUUCAGCCCCAAGCUCAGUGAGGUGCCAGCAACCAUAAAGAAACCCAUAAGGAAAAGACUAUUGUCAUACACCAAGUAUGUCGCUGUGUAUUGGAAGAAGCAAAGAAGAUAUAGAAGGCAUUACCACAAGUACUUUGAUGAGUAUGAGAUGAAGGAAACCAUCUGA